GUGGUAAAGUAUAAAAAUCACCUCAGCCGGAGCUUAAAACCAACCAAAACCAGCAACCCGCAGAGAGAAAGACGGUCAAGGAGGGGAGCAGAUCAAACAACCCUGUGAGAAACCAACGACCCUUACUUCCAACCAACAUCCUUUCAAAGUAAGUCUUCUCUCCUUUAUAUUAAGUUUAAAAGCCUUACGAGUGUGUUUUUAUAUUAUUUGUCAAAAUCUCCAAUUCACACCAAGUUCGUGUGGCUACUGUGUAAAGUGUCCAUCGGUAUGAACCAAGUCUAUUCUGACACUUCGACUCGUUCACAGCGGGACUUAAGAUCAGACCCUCAACCUGUUGAUUGAGAAACGACCAGCUCCAUCACUGAACAACCUUGAAUUUUGCGCACAUUCAUGCAGUACAAUGUUUUUGAUGGUUCACGCAGAAACAGGUUAUACUCUCAAGUCCUAAAUGUAAGAUUACUUGACUAGGAUACUUUUUUCCUUUGUUUGUGUUUCUCUUUUCUUUUUUGGGGCAAACAAUGCUGAGCGAUUUUUUUUUCUUAAACUUUUGUACGUAAAAGAAAAUAACCCAAGAAUUUAACAGCUGAUUGUUUGACACUCUCCUGCACAUUUUGCAACUACAAACGUAAUAGGGAUUUAAUGAAACGCCAGGAAAGACCCCAAAAACUAGACCAUAAAGACUAAGAAACUUACUAAACAUAUAAACUACUACCUGUACUGACCAGCAUCACUUACAAAUGCUUUUCUGGCUUUAAUCCUCGGGUCAUGAAAGUUGUUUUCAGUUAGGCUGCUAGCCCGUAAUGUUUUUGUUUUAUUAGUAAAUUCUCAGUACACAACCAAAGGACGCUGCAGGGAUUGUUUUCAGCACCAUGGACAGCAGCUCGGAGAUUUUCACUAUAACCAGAACCACAGCUUUUGUUUGAUUUUGACUUUAAGGCGUGAUUGAGUGCAACAGCUGUCUCACUGAGAUGAUUUCAAGUGAACAAACAAGGAGGCGUUCAUUUUUUACAUCAAAAUAAUAAAAUUCAUUAUGUGGUACUUCCCUGAAACCACAGAGAAUGCCUUUAUUUAAAUUUAAAAUUUUUUUUUUAAAUCGAAUUAAUCACAAAAACGGCCAAAUAAUUUAGCAGACCUGUCAUUAUUGGUGAAUAAAUCUUCAAUAAAGCAGAAAUUAUUAUUAUUAUCCAAAGAUUCACAAACGGAAGCUUAAAACUCGUUAUCUACCCCUUUAUUGUUUCAUUGCUCAACUCAGAUGUGCAGCAAGUGUUUAAAGAUAACACAAUUUGGGCAUUGAAGCAAUAUUUGCUUGAGAAAAUAUAUAAAUUUAGAUAUACUGGUAAAUAUAUUUUUGCGUACAUAUGAUGCAAUAAAUAAUAAGGUGCACCUGGCUAUUGACAGAGUGGAAUAGGUGAUCCCAUUCAUUAUGGGCAUUAUGCAAAGACAUGAUGCGGGAAAAAAAAGGGAUGGUUUUCUUUUUGCAGAGCUGAUGAAAUAUUGUUGAUAAAAGGUACAUAACACAAAAAUUUUUAGAUGCAAGUUAAUAUAAAAUAUUUAUUUGGACAAUCUUUCUUUUCAUCUUCAAAUCUUCAUUCAUUUCAUAUUUUUCAACAUCACGAUUCCAACAGAGUACAUUUAACAGGUCACGGAGUACUAAUAGCUCUUAAUUUCCUGCUGCUUUCACAGAUGGCCAUGAUGCUGAAACCAUGGACAGUGCUGGUAGCUGUGGUGCUGUGUGUCUUGGUGUGUCUGGGAACAAUGGCCGAUGCCUAUCCCCCAAAACCGGAGAACCCUGGUGAGGAUGCCCCACCUGAAGAACUGGCCAAGUACUACACAGCCCUGAGACACUACAUCAAUCUGAUCACCAGGCAGAGGUAUGUGCACACAUGUUCAGGAAAAUCCACUGGAAUUGACAGGGAUGUUAUGUUAGACUAUGUAUUGAAGCUGAAAGUGUUAAAUUAACAUGUUAAUUCUUAUUAUGAUCUCCUUGGUAGCUUUGUAGAGAUGGGAACUCUAGGCGUUUUAUACCCUGUCACGGACUGAGGGAAUGUUGCUGACCAAACACUAUUAAUAGUGUACAUGGUGCUGCUCACACAAUUAUUGAUUCAUUUAGUUUAAGUCCAUUCAUCAUAGAGCCUGCCAGCCAUCUGUCAGGGCAUAAAUGAGCUCAUUCCCUUACUAUAUUUCAGUUGACAAGGACAUCAAAACGUAACAACAGCUGACCUGAUUGAGUCUGUUGUGCAUCUUUAUUUAAUCCUUUUGCGUUAUUUAAGUCAACAUAGUACUUAAGAUCCAUAAGAUUCCUGUUUGCUCUCGAGCCUGGAGCUCUAUGUCUGAUGCUCUUCCCUGCUCUUCUACUCCAAUAACCCUUUGCCAGCACACGACAGCUUCCCAGAUUAGAUUAUGAGCCUCUCUCCAAAACCUCCAGGCCUUCACAUCAACAGGAUCAGAGCAAUAAAAUGGGCACAGAUGGAACCAAGAAUCCCAAAUCCAGUUAGCAGGGCCUGAGCCUUUGCCGGUUACUGUCAGGUAUAGAAAUCACCGGGCAGUUUUUUGUUGUUUUUAUUUAAAGCAGCUGGGCUCAUGAGCAAUCUGUUUUUAUUCAUGAAAGCCAAAUAGGUCAUUGAUAUUUAGAUACUUGGUCUAAGGAAAAUACUCAUUCAUAAAAAGUCAAUUUGUUUUCAUUUAAAACUUAUUUCUUUCACUGGAGAGUAAAUGAUGAAUACAUAAUUGAUAUAGUGGGUUAUUGAGGUUAUAUAAAAGUUUUGCUUUACAAGAUAAAGGCUUAUAAAAAGGGAAGGCCAUCAGCUCCGGAUAAAAUUGAUAAAUGUGUCAAUGCUGCAGGAAUUUGAUAGCAAUACACAAAUAAAUACUUUUCCAACUUACUUAUUGUUCCAAUUUCAGUUUUUUCAAAGUUUAUAAAAUAGGCUCUAUAUGACACAUAGACCAUUGAUGGUUUUUAUCUUGUAAUUUUUGAUGUCUGUAACCAGUGUGAGGUGGUAUGGCACAGCCAGGCAGCUGUAGAAAGAGUCCUGUUUUUCCAGUUUCUAACAUUAACAAUAAUAAUACAUUUUACUGUCAAAAGUCAGCAGGAUGAGUUUUGAACGAAGAUGCUACUCAAGUAUGUGGAGGACAAGAUUAACAAGAUCUGUUUGGACAAAGUAGAAAUGAAACAGAAGUUCCUGAGUGUGUUUUGUUGGAAUAAAAAAAAAGAGUUAGGAAGUCAAUCAUUCAGAUCAUACCAGAAGUUAAAAGGUCUUAAAAGCUCUAUGUUCAAAGAUGACAUGAGCUAAAAUGAAUACUCACUGACAAACUUUUUUUUUAAAUCAUUUUUUUCUAGAGUUUAUACUUUCAUAAACAACCUUUUCAUUUGACUUCAAGACCUGAGGUUGAUCUUAUUUUGGUUGUUAACUAAAUUUAUCAUUGUUUUGAAGGGAAAAUGUUCCUCACCAUUUGAAUGACGAACUAGUAAAUUUAUUUAACCAAACAAAUGUAGAAACUAUUCAUUUUUCCAAAUACUUGAAUCAAAAUGAACUAUUUCAUUUGGCCUGUUGUACUUUGACACAUUUGGUUAUUGGACCUUUACAUAUAUGAAGUUUUCAAGGAACCUUAACUUAAAUAUUUUGCCUAAAAGAUGGAUUUCGUGGGAUUUCAAAACAUCUGUUUUGGUAUAACGAAGAUUAGGCAAAAGAGAGGAAAGCCAGCGAGACUCAUAUGAAGAGCAGAAUGAACUAAAGAGUCUAGUGAGCUAUUAUAACAGGGGAGACGUUCCACAUCCUCAUGUCUCACACUGAGUGAGAGCAGAAGCAGAGCGUCUAAGUUGCUUGUCUGCUUUCCUACAGGGCAAGAAAACAAAACACCCACACACACACACAUGCAUGUUCCUAUAAGUGUGUAACGAGGCAUAAGAUUGGCUGCCGAGGAGGUGAACAGGUGGUUGAUGGGAAAACAAAGAUACAGAAGGUCGCGCCACAGGGUUUGUGCAAAAUGUUGCCGUCGGUGUAAUACCCACACAUAACCAGACACCCAUUACCAAGUAAACGCUCUGUUAAACGCUUCUGCGGUUUCAUAUUGCAGCUCUCAUGGCGACCAUGAAUGCCUUAUGAAAAGGAUACGACUUAUCAUGACUCGGAUAUGACACUCUCUCAGACAUGACAGGAUUGAUACACGCACAUACAUUCCACUAUGUAGAGUCUGAAUCUGACUGUGAGAUAAAAGCAUUAUGGAUAAAGGGAGGUGGGGUGACCCAUUUUGUGUGUUGACAAGCAUAAAGACAGAGGUCAAAGACAAAGACGUGAAAAAGGUUUCGUGGCUCAGAAUACACAUAUGACGUAAUCUUUAUCUCACAGCCUCAAUUUCUCAUCUGAAAACAACAGCAGUCGGUUUUGAGAGAAACAUAGUUACGUUUUUUUGUGACUAGUCCAUCUGUUUCACCCUCAAGACUCAUUUUUUUUAAGAGGAACUCGACAGUUUUUUACGGGCAGCCUGUAAAAAGUUAAUGAAAUAAAAACUGAAGGCAUGGAUAGAGACAGAUGAUAGCCAUUUAUGCAAAUUUUAAAACCAAAAAUAUAACCACGUUGCACGGAGGGCUUGCAAAUUGGUUAAUCUAAUAAGUUCAGACUAAUACUCAUGAGUUCUCCUCUGCUUUCUCUUUCAGGUAUGGAAAGCGUUCAGCUCAGGAGGACGUGGUCGCAGAACUGUUAUUUGGUGGCGAUAGCAACAGAGGCCAGAGAUCACGGUAAAAACCUUCACACGACCAGUCAUGUGAUCCCCGGUGAAGACAUAAGAGUGUAACAUGACCUUUCUUGUGUUCUUCUACAGAUACGAUGAUUCCUACAUGUGGUGACUCCACCAUCCUUCACUCUUCUCAUCGGGCCUUUCUUCGGGGUGACUCCCACUGUGCACCUUGAGGGGCCAAAAUGUGCCUCACACCUUUAGCCCUUGAGCUCCGAUCCCUACCAGUAACCUUUACUGACUAGAAAUCAAGUCCUCUGUCUCUUUUGUCACUAUCUCACAUAUCUUUCAUUAAAACAUGACUGCAUAUAGUUUAUUAUUCAAGUAAAUUUAUAAAUAUACAUAUAUAAAUCCAGAGCUCCUAAUCAGAGGGAGUAACUGUCUUGGUUGUGUGACUACUAGUGUCCCAUCAUGGUCUGAUGCCGUUCAAAAGAAGAAAUUCUUGUUUUACUGUUGCUGCUGUAAAAAGCAACAUCAUAGGAAAUCAAUAAAACUUUUCUGUGUGAUUAAGAUUGUUUGGUGACUGUCUCUCUUUGGGGUUGUAGUUAUACUGCGUAGUCUGUGUUUCUCUUGGC
Molecule: messenger RNA, 5306 nt
Organism: Xyrichtys novacula (pearly razorfish)
Lineage: Eukaryota; Metazoa; Chordata; Actinopteri; Labriformes; Labridae
Source: the annotation of a GenBank genome assembly